Ziziphus jujuba (common jujube) is the source of this 2770-nucleotide messenger RNA. RefSeq names its product sulfate transporter 1.2. Gene Ontology annotation, cellular component: membrane. NCBI's taxonomy places the organism in Eukaryota, Viridiplantae, Streptophyta, Magnoliopsida, Rosales, Rhamnaceae. Bases 390 to 2360 code for a protein of 656 amino acids. Gene Ontology annotation, biological process: transmembrane transport. The record is from RefSeq and is a predicted model, not a curated record. The transcript is spliced from 14 exons.
CCCUUCUACCAAUCAUCUGGCCUCUUUCCUUCGGUCGAAAAUAAAGAAAUUGACCACUUUCCCGGAUUUCUAACGCACUGGAAAGCAAUCAUUUUAUUGUGGAAAUUAAUACCAAAAGAAAAGUAGAAAAGUGGUAGAUAAGAAAGAGUUCCAAAAUAUUAUGGGAAAACUAGAAUUUUAGUGGUGAAGAUAUCUACAGUCCUUCCCAGCGAUGGCCAUUUUCAAUGGCUGAACGUGGUGGACAAAUAAAGCUUUUGAGCACUUUAACCAAACCAUUAUAAUAAAGAUUAGAGAGACUAGGAACACCAUUUUGAGCAAAAGAACAUCAUACAUCAAGCUGGAAAUUACCACUCCAGCUAGCCAAUAAUUUGUACCAAUAUCUGGCUGCAAUGAGUGCAAAUGCUAAAGAUGAGCUCAAAACGGACACAGAUAUCACAAGGAUACCUUCAUCACGGCAACAUUCGAGUCGUUUUCCAUAUGUUCACAAGGUUGGAAAACCUCCAAAGCAAAACCUUUUGACAGAAUUAAUGACUAGUUUCAAGGAAACUUUCUUUUCCGAUGACCCUCUGCGCCCUUUCAAGGAUCAACCGAAAUCGAGAAAGUUUGUCCUUGGUCUUGAAGCUCUUUUCCCUAUUCUUGGUUGGUCCAGGGAAUAUAAUCUUAAUAAAUUCAAAGGGGACCUAAUUGCUGGACUUACCAUUGCUAGCCUCUGUAUUCCUCAGGAUAUUGCAUAUGCAAAGCUUGCAAAUCUGCCACCGCAGAAUGGGUUAUACACUAGCUUUGUUCCACCUCUUGUUUAUGCCUUCAUGGGUAGCUCAAGAGACAUAGCCAUAGGGCCGGUAGCAGUUGUUUCUCUCUUGAUUGGAAGUAUGCUGCAGGAUGAGAUUGAUCCCAAAAAUGCAGUUGCUUAUCGGCGCCUUGCAUUCACUACAACUUUUUUUGCUGGAAUUGCUCAAAUGAUGCUAGGAAUUUUCAGAUUGGGUUUCUUGAUCGACUUCAUAUCUCAUGCUGCCAUUGUUGGAUUUAUGGGUGGAGCUGCCAUUACAAUUUCCCUUCAACAGCUAAAAGGUUUGCUCGGCAUAAAAAAUUUUACAAAGAAGACUGAUAUUGUUUCUGUUAUGCGUUCAGUAAUUAACUCGGCACAUCAUGGGUGGAAUUGGCAGACUAUAGCCAUAGGAAUCUCGUUCUUGGCUUUUCUUCUGAUUUCUAAAUACAUUGGAAAAAGAAACAGGAAGCUCUUCUGGCUGCCUGCAAUUGCACCUUUGUUUUCGGUUAUUGCCUCCACCCUUUUGGUGUAUUUAACUCAUGCUCAGGAUCAUGGCGUUCAAGUUGUGAACCAUAUCAAAAAAGGCAUAAAUCCUUCAUCAGUGGAUGAAAUAUAUUUCACUGGAGAAUAUGUUUCCCAUGGCUUUAGGAUUGGUGUUGUGGCAGGAAUGGUAGCACUUACAGAAGCCAUAGCAAUUGGAAGAACAUUUGCUGCCAUGAAGGACUAUCAGCUGGAUGGAAACAAAGAGAUGGUAGCAUUAGGAACAAUGAAUCUUGUUGGUUCAAUGACAUCUUGCUAUGUGGCUACAGGAUCCUUUUCGCGCUCAGCAGUGAAUUAUAUGGCAGGUUGCCGAACGGCUGUUUCCAACAUAGUUAUGUCUAUUGUUGUGCUCCUAACACUGCUGCUCAUCACACCUCUGUUCAAGUACACCCCAAAUGCAAUACUGGCUUCUAUCAUUAUUUCUGCAGUUGUAGGCUUAGUUGAUGUUGAGGCGGCAAAACUAAUAUGGAAGAUAGACAAAUUCGACUUCAUUGCUUGCAUGGGAGCUUUCUUUGGAGUCGUUUUUAUUUCUGUUGAGAUAGGUCUAUUGAUUGCGGUCUCUGUAUCCUUUGCAAAAAUUUUGUUACAAGUAACAAGGCCUCGGACUGCAAUACUCGGGAAGCUUUCAAGAACUAGUGUUUACAGGAAUAUCCAACAAUAUCCAGAUGCUAGACAGGUUCCUGGAAUUCUGAUUGUUAGAGUUGAUUCUGCAAUUUAUUUCUCCAACUCUAACUAUAUCAAGGAGAGAAUUUUGAGAUGGUUGAAUGAGGAAGAAGAGAAACUGAAGCAAAGUAGUCAGCCUAAAAUCCGUCAUUUGAUUGUGGAAAUGUCACCUGUUACUGAUAUUGACACGAGUGGCAUCCACGCUUUGGAAGAAUUGUUUAGGAGUCUUCUAAAGAGAGAUAUUCAGCUUGCUCUAGCAAACCCAGGGACUAUAGUUAUUGAGAAACUUCAUUCAUCCAAGUUUGCAGACUUGAUCGGGGAGAACAUGAUUUUUCUUUCGGUUGCCGAUGCUAUUUUUACAUUUGCUCCCAAGACUACUGAAGAAGCUUGAUACCAAUUUAGCAAAUACUUGCUAGAAAUUUGUACCGGUCGUUUUUCUUUUUGGUGUGAUUGAAGAAGUUUUGUUUUCUUAAUUGACGUACGCUUUAAGAAACAUCUUGAAUCCUUUUUCUUCAUGUACCAUCACUGAGUUACUUGUUCUUUUUGCUUGUAAUCCACCAAAACUUUCUUCAGGGUCAAUUAAAUGCAUCACAAAAGAAAAAAAAAAUCUGUGGUCUUUCUCAGUCCAAAUCCUAGAUAUAGGAGGCCUUCAAUUCACAACAGCAUUGAGUUUCUGUUGUGCAUAGUUAUCAGUCUAUCUUUUCGGUUUUAUGUACUUUUUUUAACUUUUUGUUUCUCUUAUAAAACUUGUUGGCCAGGAAACAAAUAAUUUAGCACUUAAAAAAAGAGGAAAGUCAUGAA